AUGAGUUUCGAAUCUUUUAUUCGUCUUGCCGAGAAAAACCAAGCUAAAAAUGACAAGCAGCCGACCUCUCACGGUCCCCAGCCAACUCCCUACGUCCCACAGAAGCGUUCCAUGGUUGAUUCAGGUCCGCCUGAGGACAGUGAAAUGUCUCCAACUCCUAAUGAAUAUGUUCCCUCUGCUCCUAAACGACCGAGAUCCCCAUCCAAUCUGAUGGAGGCUCUUGGUGUAAUGACUUCCACUGGACUUAACGAUGAUAAGCUUCAAAAACCUCAGUAUGUCCAAAAAAUUCCACGAAUCCCCCGAAAGAAUUCCGAGCAACCGAUAAAAGCCACUUUGGAACCAACCCGUUCUCCAGGUCCUACUCCGAACCGGUCAGACGAGGAACGGCCCUGUCGUGCACCGACCCAAGAUGGCCCUCCUAAGCUCUCAAAUAAAAUACCCAAGAAUGGUGGUAUUGCUGCUCAGUUAGGGACUUCAAAGAUAACAGUCCCAAAGACAGGUCAGUCUUUGUCAAGUAAAAUUUCUUCGGUCAAAACUCAACAACCGCCCAAAGAACCCAUUGGAAUUGCUGCGCAGCUCAGCUCCAAGGCCCUUCCUGGGCUGGAGAAAAGAAUCAGAACUCCUCAUAGAGCGCACUCGUCUCCAGCAUUUAGUAAGGACAGGACCCCGUCUACAUGCACAUCGAGGCCCUCUACAAGUGGAGCGACUAUGGAAAAAUCUUCCAAACUACCCACCGAACAAAAUGGUUCGGUUUCUCAUUCAGAGUUGCCCACGAUGUCUAAGAAGACAACCGUUCACCGUGUUUUAAAGCCAAAUGAUGAAAAACCUCUUUCUACCAAAUCGUGCUCACCGUCAUCACAAAAGCCCAACUUACCUGAUCAUAGGGUUAAGUCUCAACUACCGUCUCAUUCUGCUCGAGGAAUAGCUGCCCAGCAGGGUGCUCCUGUCUGUGGGAUUGCUGCCCAGUUUGGAUCUCUGCCUCUACAGACAUCACGAACUCGUUCCCCUGACGACUAUUCUUGUGACGAAGGUGACGACUACGCUAGUGACGACAGUUUCAUUGACGACAGCGAGUCCAUGGACGCGAAGGAUUACUCUCGAUUUGUUAAAGUAAUCCAUAAGACAUUGAAUUUCGAUCCCAAGCGAUAUGCGAAUGUGAGCCGGUACGACGAUCUCAGCAGUAUGGAGUCCAAUUUCCGGCAAAUAGAAAAGGAGGAAAGAAUUAGCGCUCGACUGGGUGCGAAGGAAGACGAAGAAGACAUCGCUGCCGAGGCGGCUCGACGAGAGCGAAGACGGCACAAAUUGGCAGCCUAA
Molecule: messenger RNA, 1314 nt
Organism: Dibothriocephalus latus
Lineage: Eukaryota; Metazoa; Platyhelminthes; Cestoda; Diphyllobothriidea; Diphyllobothriidae
Source: the annotation of a GenBank genome assembly